CCCUCCUCCCGAGAUGCGAGCACUAGGAGUCGAGGAGGCAGAAAUUCGGGAUAUGAGAAAGGCCCACAGAAAAGUCUGAGUAAUGAGGUAGUUAGUUGACAGUGAUCCAGAAUAUCAAUUUUCACCCAGAAGACCAGUGUUCGUUUCCGGUGUCAACAAUGUAUAUUUUAUGUUUCAGAAGUUGCGAAAAUUAGCCAAGCUUCAUCACUUACAUAAGUGAAGUGAUGAAGCAUAAGUAAUGGUCAUUUUAACCCAAACAGUGAUCCUUUCCUAAACCUAAUCAAGUAGCCUAGUUUUGGUGCCUAAACUUAACUAAAUAGCGACGUUUCAGAUUGUUAAAAGUAGGCGACUUUUAUUUUGAAAGUGUAACUGGACAAUGCAAAUUUAUUGUUGCUAACUAAACCAUAGACAUAUGUAGACAUAUCUAUAUGUAUAUAGACGUGGUCCAAACGACGCCAAAGGGCGUUGGUGUUGAUCAAACGUCCAAAGCGGCGAGAUAAAGACAUUGUUCAGAGCAGGAGCUCUCGGAGCUCAGCUGAUCCGACCUUACACUACCCAAACUGGUGAAACUGAGUAAGAAGACGCUACUGGAUCCUGAGUGAAUGUCCGUCAAAUAUCCGACUUAAAACUGACUGGUUAAACCAGGGUGGUCGAAAAUGUAACGUUACCUGAAAAACAACGCAGUCCACAGACCGAGAUGAGCAGUCAGCGAGCAUUUCAGUCUUAUAGCCACGAAUCUUUAUCAAAAUACGAUGGACAUGAUGUUUUUGUUGCUUCUCUUCUGUCACGUUUCAUCAGCAGUGAAACACUCCCUGAAGACUUUCGUUACGGGAUCCUUUGUCUCUGGAGUCUCAGACCUAACGGUAGACGUUUUGGCCACAGGAGAGGUUGAUGGCGUUCUGGUGGGUUACUGCGACAGCAACAGAAGGAUCGCAGAACCAAGACAGGACUGGGUGAAAGAAAUAAUUAAAAACGAUCCUCAGCACUGGCAGUGGUACAUUCAGGAGUGUUUUGAGAGUCAGCCAAAAAUCAUAAAAGACAUAAUUCCUGCUUUGAAGGAUCUCUUCAACCUAACUGAUGGUGUCCACAUUAUACAGCAGGUGGUUGGCUGUGAGUGGGACGAAGAAACUGGAGAGGUUAAUGGUUUAUUGAAGUUUGGUUUUGAUGGAGAAGACUUCGUGUCAUUAGACCUGACGACAUCAACGUGGACUUCUGCAAAUCCACAGGCUGAAAAGGCCAUACUCUUAUGGAAUAUCAAUGAAAACAGAGCAGUAGAGGAAAGUUACUUCCUCACUGAGGUGUUCCCUGAGUGGCUGAAGAAGUACGUGACCUAUGGCAACAGCUCUCUGCAGAGAAGAGACCUUCCCUCAGUGUCUCUCCUCCAGAAGACUCCCUCCUCUCCAGUCAGCUGCCACACUACAGGUUUCUACCCUGACAGAGCCACGAUGUUCUGGAGGAAAGAUGAAGAGGAGCUUCAUGAGGACGUGGACCUCGGAGAGAUCCUCCCCAACAACGAUGGAUCCUUCCAGAUGAGUGUUGACCUGAAACCUCCAUCAGAAGACUGGGAGAAGUACGAAUGUGUGUUUCAGCUCUCUGGUGUGAAGAACGACAUCAUCACCAAACUGGACAAAGCAAAGAUCAGAACAAACUGGAAGAAGGCCAGUAACGUGACUGUCCCCAUCAUUUCUGCAGUGGCUGUUCUUGCUCUCAUUCUCAUCGCUGCUGCUGGAUUCAGGGCUUACAAAAAGAAGAAAGCUCACUGCCCUCCAUCUUCUCCUGAAAACGGCUCUGAACUCUCUGAGCAUCUGAAUUCAACUGCCUCAACACAGUUGGGGCAGGGACAACUGACUGAACCCCAUGUUGACGGGGAUCAUCAGGUCUCCUGGUUCUGCUUCUACACAACUCCUCAGUAGUAGACGAACCGUCGGAUUAGGAGGAGGAGGAGGAGGAGGAGGAAGAGGAGGAGGAUGGCACUCUGGAGGUCUGCGAUGUAACUCUAGUCCUUCUCCACCUUCAAUGUGUACAAGCUCCACUUCCGGUACUUUUUGUUGUACACCUUGCUGUACCUGAUAAUACAGAAAGGAUGAUCAGCUUAGUGAAAACUUUGUAAUACCUGACAUUAUUCUCUUAUACAGUAAUUAGCAUUUCCACAUAAAAUGCAAUCAAAACAAUAAAUCAGCAACAUCUAUCUGUAUUCCUCA
This is a messenger RNA of Micropterus dolomieu (smallmouth bass), 2201 nucleotides long. Its product is annotated as major histocompatibility complex class I-related gene protein-like. The transcript is spliced from 8 exons. Gene Ontology annotation, biological process: immune response. Gene Ontology annotation, cellular component: external side of plasma membrane. The coding region runs from base 753 to 1913 and encodes 386 amino acids. Lineage: Eukaryota; Metazoa; Chordata; Actinopteri; Centrarchiformes; Centrarchidae. The record is from RefSeq and is a predicted model, not a curated record.